UCGUUCUGCAAAGCUUAGCGUAAAAGCAACCAAUAGCGGUAAAACAAAAUCGAAAGAGUUUAAUAAAAAAAACAAAAGUGUAAUAAAAUAAAUAAUUUAACAACAUGCAAUUCAACAAUCGUUUAAUUUUGAAAAUUAUUGAAUUGGUCAUUGCCAUUGUCUGCAUUAUCUUGUGGGAAACCAAUGGUAAAUUCUCCGAGAAUGCCUUGAUUGUCUGCGGUACCAUGGGUGGUUUCACCAUUAUCUGUGGUGUUCUCUUGCUGGGACACAUUAUCAAUUCUAUGGUGGAAAAACGCUUAAACGGUUUGUUCUCCAUUAUCGGCUGUGUAUUGUUCGUCAUCUCCGGCGCCUUGAUCAUUGAUCAAUGGCACGAUAAAUCUGAUCUGUUGUUCAAAGAGAGCAAACGUAAUGGUUUGGCUGCCGGCUCUUUGAUGAUCAUUAAUGGUGCUGUCUUCUUAAUGGACACUAUUUCCAUUUUCAGAACCCGCGCUGAAAUACCUGUCAUUAAGGAAGUCAGUAAAAAUAAAUUGGAAAUAAAUCGCUACUGAGUACUCUAGGUUGCCUUCAUUUGGACUGCUGAGCAAAAUAUUUUCUAAUUUAUUUAUAAAAUGUCUUUAAUUUGUAUGUUCAACAUUAGUUUUAUGUUUUAAUUUUACUUUAUGUUCAUAGAUUUGUAGUUUUAAGUCAAACGAAGUGUGAUAUUUUAAUUUUAAUUAUUAGUUUUUAUUUAUUUAUAGUUUAUAAUUUGAAAGUAUUUAAAUUAGCCAAUAAAUGUAUUCAUGAUAUUGAAACUGUUAACUAAA
Messenger RNA from Calliphora vicina (urban bluebottle blowfly), 803 nucleotides. RefSeq names its product protein snakeskin. Gene Ontology annotation, biological process: septate junction assembly. NCBI's taxonomy places the organism in Eukaryota, Metazoa, Arthropoda, Insecta, Diptera, Calliphoridae. Gene Ontology annotation, cellular component: plasma membrane. Bases 105 to 548 code for a protein of 147 amino acids. The record is from RefSeq and is a predicted model, not a curated record. The transcript is spliced from 4 exons.